GGUAUCAGUGGGGGAGAAAUAGUGCCCCAUCAUUGGUGUCAGUGGGGGAGGAAUAGUGCCCCAUCAUUUGGUGUCAGUGGGGGAGGAAUAGUGCCCCAUCGUUGGUGUCAGUGGGGGAGGAAUAGUGCCCCAUCGUUGGUGUCAGUGGGGGAGGAAUAGUGCCCCAUCGUUGGUGUCAGUGGGGGAGGAAUAGUGCCCCAUCGUUGGUGUCAGUGGGGGAGCAAUAGUGCCCCAUCGUUGGUGUCAGUGGGGGAGGAAUAGUGCCCCAUCGUUGGUGUCAGUGGGGGAGGAAUAGUGCCCCAUCGU
Messenger RNA from Staurois parvus, 306 nucleotides. The record is from the annotation of a GenBank genome assembly. Lineage: Eukaryota; Metazoa; Chordata; Amphibia; Anura; Ranidae.